This is a messenger RNA of Kogia breviceps (pygmy sperm whale), 4845 nucleotides long. It is a transcript of the gene ADD2, whose product is annotated as adducin 2. Gene Ontology annotation, biological process: barbed-end actin filament capping. NCBI's taxonomy places the organism in Eukaryota, Metazoa, Chordata, Mammalia, Artiodactyla, Physeteridae. Gene Ontology annotation, molecular function: actin filament binding. The record is from RefSeq and is a predicted model, not a curated record. Gene Ontology annotation, cellular component: cytoskeleton; postsynaptic density; plasma membrane.
ACUGCGAGCGGGCGGGGGCACUGCAGCACCGCGGCCCUCGGGCGUCCGGGCAGCGGCCCUCUAGAGGGGGCGCUGUGGGCACCGCCAAGCGUCCUUUUGUCAGCGCACAGGGCCGAGAGAGCUCUCAUUUCCUCCUAGCCUCGUGCUGGAAAUGGAUUUAAUUCUGACAUCAGGGCUGUAAGGGACGAGCGGGAACGAAAGCCUUUUGUCAAGGAGUAGCAGUCUCUGUUGUCUGUAAUUACCACCGACGCGGAGAAGCUGCGUUGCUGGUGGAAUUCCAGGCAGCUCUGGCAAGUGCGGGGCUGCAGGAUGGGUAGAAAACAUUGCUCUGUCGAUUAGCUGGGUGCAUUUAUCAAGCAGAUCACAAAAAGAAAAACCAACCAACAAAACAAACCCCCAACAACCCGCAGCGGAAGAACAGAGAUGGAUAAGAUGCCUUGCAGGAGCUUCUACCCGGAUGUUUGAGAUUCUGUAGAUGCAAUCAGCCACCCCUGGAGUGGAACGGAGUGUGCAGGCUGAGCGCUGAGAAGAGGCAGCCUGGGGCAAGGCUGCUCCACCCUCCUGGGUUCCAGGAGUGGACUGUAAACCCACCAGGACAAUGAGUGAAGAGACUGUCCCCGAGGCCGCCUCCCCGCCGUCCGCGCAGGGGCAGCAGUACUUCGAUCGUUUCUCCGAGGACGACCCCGAGUACCUGCGCCUUCGCAACCGUGCAGCGGACCUGCGGCAGGACUUCAACCUGAUGGAGCAGAAGAAGCGCGUCACCAUGAUCCUGCAGAGCCCGUCUUUCAGGGAGGAGCUGGAAGGCCUCAUCCAGGAGCAGAUGACGAAGGGGAACAACUCCUCCAACAUCUGGGCCCUGCGGCAGAUCGCGGACUUCAUGGCCAGCACCUCCCACGCAGUCUUCCCAACAUCUUCCAUGAACUUCUCCAUGAUGACGCCCAUCAAUGACCUCCACACAGCUGACUCCUUGAACCUGGCCAAGGGGGAGAGGCUCAUGCGGUGCAAGAUCAGCAGUGUCUACCGCCUCCUGGACCUGUACGGCUGGGCCCAGCUGAGUGACACCUAUGUCACGUUGAGAGUCAGCAAGGAGCAGGACCACUUCCUCAUCAGCCCUAAGGGAGUUUCUUGCAGCGAAGUCACAGCAUCCAGCCUGAUCAAGGUGAACAUCCUGGGAGAGGUGGUGGAGAAGGGCAGCAGCUGCUUCCCAGUGGACGCCACGGGCUUCUGCCUGCACUCGGCCAUCUACGCCGCCAGACCCGACGUGCGCUGUGUCAUCCACCUGCAUACUCCGGCCACGGCGGCGGUGUCAGCCAUGAAGUGGGGCCUCCUGCCUGUGUCCCACAAUGCCCUGCUGGUGGGGGACAUGGCCUAUUAUGACUUCAAUGGCGAGAUGGAGCAGGAAGCCGAUCGGAUCAACCUGCAGAAGUGCCUUGGACCCACCUGCAAGAUCCUGGUGCUAAGAAACCAUGGAGUGGUUGCUCUGGGUGACACCGUAGAGGAGGCAUUUUAUAAGAUCUUCCACCUGCAAGCUGCGUGUGAGAUACAGGUGUCUGCCCUGUCCAGCGCGGGGGGCGUGGAGAACCUCAUCCUCCUGGAGCAGGAGAAGCACCGGCCUCACGAGGUGGGCUCCGUGCAGUGGGCGGGGAGCACCUUCGGGCCCAUGCAGAAGAGCCGGCUGGGGGAGCACGAGUUCGAAGCCCUCAUGAGGAUGCUGGACAAUCUGGGUUACAGAACAGGCUACACCUACCGCUACCCCUUUGUUCAAGAGAAAACCAAACACAAAAGUGAGGUGGAGAUUCCAGCCACGGUCACAGCCUUCGUGUUUGAGGAGGACGGCACCCCGGUGCCCGCCCUGAGGCAACACGCCCAGAAGCAGCAGAAGAAGACCCGCUGGCUCAACACACCCAACACCUACCUGCGGGUCAACGUGGCCGACGAGGUCCAGAGAAGCAUGGGCAGCCCCCGGCCAAAGACCACAUGGAUGAAGGCCGACGAGGUGGAGAAAUCCAGCAGUGGCAUGCCCAUACGGAUCGAAAACCCAAACCAAUUUGUGCCUCUGUAUACUGACCCUCAAGAAGUGCUGGACAUGCGCAACAAGAUUCGAGAACAAAACCGACAGGAUGUGAAGUCGGCGGGGCCUCAGUCCCAGCUGCUGGCGAGUGUCAUCGCUGAGAAGAGCCGAAGCCCGUCCACAGAGAGCCAGCUGAUGUCCCGGGGCCAGGAGGAUACCAAAGACGAGGCCGAGGAGAUAGCGCCCAACCCCUUUAGCCAACUCACGGAUCAGGAGCUGGAGGAGUACAAGAAAGAGGUGGAGAGGAAGAAGCUAGAACUCGAUGGAGAGAAAGAACCUGCCCCUGAGGAGCCUGGCUCACCUGUAAAGUCUGCACCUGCUUCUCCAGCUCAGGGUCCAGCCGAGUCAGAGACGAAGAGCCCCGUGGGCUCUCCCUCCAAGUCUGUGGACGAAGUUGCUAAGAAGACGGAAACAAGCAUAGCCACCACAGAGCCGGAAACGACGCAGCCAGAAGGAGUGGUGGUCAACGGCAGGGAGGACGAGCAGACAGCAGAGGACAUCCUCAGCAAAGGCCUCAGCCAGAUGACCACCAGCGCCGACACGGAUGUCGAUACCUCGAAGGACAAAACAGAGUCAGUCACCAGCGGUCCCAUGUCCCCAGAGGGCUCGCCUUCCAAGUCUCCCUCAAAGAAGAAGAAGAAAUUCCGCACCCCGUCUUUCCUGAAGAAGAGCAAAAAGAAGGAGAAAGUGGAAUCCUGAUUCGCAGCCCCCUGGGGCUCCCAUCUGUGUCCUCCCUCCCCUCCCUCGCCGUCUCCCAUCUCUGUCCCUGGAAGCACGGGGGCCAAGGAGGGGUCGAAUAGGCCCUGGAUCACACUCUGAUGGGAAACUUAGAGACUACACCACCGACCCCUCAUUUGACAGUUGCCCCACAGAAAUCAGGUGACUUUCCCAAGGUCAUACAGCUGGUUCGUGGCGGAGCCUGCACUGGAAGUCAGGUCUUCUGGCUCCCAGUCCAGCGCUUUUUCCACUACACGACACUGCCUAGCUGUGGGCUGCCCUUGUGAGGAUGCUGCCCCUGAUCUGAGCCCAGGGCAAGGGGCCAAAGUCAGCCGCAAGCUCUCACAAAUCAGACCCAAAUCAGACAGGUCGAGGCUUCCCUGAGCAAGGUCCCUGUCCUUGCGUGAACCCAACCUCCUGCUGAUGGAGCUGUCACUAUGUUUAGAAAUCUCACUUCUCUUUCCCGUAGGGUAACUGCCCUGCUGCUCACAGGAACCACACAAGUGGACCCGUCCCUCCACCAGAAGUUAAUCCUUGUUCCCAAGGGCUGAUGGCUUAGCUUGUGCUCCCCCAACCACUAACCCCGAGCUUUCUUCAUGGAACCUCUGGAAUGACGGCCGGAAUUGUUGUAAGAGUGGGCAGACGUGAGGGCAGCCAGAUCAGCCACAGCGUGGAGGAUGGUUCGGUCAAUAUAAGAAACCAGGAACUUGACCCAUUUGAACUGUGCAUCUCAGGCCUUCAAAACUAAAACCAAAUGUAGCUUAGGAAAACCUUCUGUCAUGAGCAGGGCCGAAAUCUGGGGAAAUUUCGAUCCUCCGUUGGCUUUGGGUUGUGCAAGGAGGAUCAGGACAGCACGGAUAUGCGAUGCCUUUCAAGCAUUGCCUGACUCUCAGGGCAGCGCGUCUCACCCUGGCCCCCUCCGGUCCGGCAUCUGGCAUCCCCUGACCUCCCCUUAAACCUAGAAGCCCUGGCUCACAGCCUGGAACUGGCAUCUUACCCUUGGCCCCUUGACCGUGGCUCCUCUGGGUUCUGACUCAGUCACUCUAGGUCCAGCAGAGGAGAAUGAGGUGAGCCCUUCAGGAUUAAUCCUCUCGGACCAGCUCUCAGAGAAAGGCUUGGGUGUCCCUGGCCCUGUCACUGUCUUCCCAUCAAUCCCGGGGCCUCUAAGAGCCACAGCUAUUUUUUUAGAUGCCGUCACUAUCUUUUCAUACUCUUCGCUGGGGCUUUCAUUUAAGAGCAUCAUCGACUCCUAAAAAAUAGACAAUCCAUUCUCUUUAAAGCACAGUGUCUUCAAAGAAUAUUUUCCCUUUCUGUCCUGACUACUGUCAAAGUAUUUUUGAAAGUUCUUAAUCAUAGUUUUCCAUUUUUGAGCACUUACUACACACACACACACACACACACACACACUGUGCAGGCUUCACAUACACUAUAUCCUUUAACCCUCAUGAUAAUCCUGUAAUGUGGGUCAGAUUAUUCCCAUUUUAUGGGUAGGAGAACUGAGCCCCCCAAAGGACAAUUGACUUGUUCCAGUGACUUAGCUAGAAAGAUUCAGAGCCUGGAUUUGAACCCAGGUCCGUCUGAGUCCAGAGCCUUUGCACUUAACAGCUAUGAUGAUCAGAAAACUUUAAUCUCCGAGGGUGCUUGUUUUAGUCCUGGACCGUUUCGUUUCUGUGACUGGUCUCCACUGCGUAAUGUUAGCGCUUGAAGUGAAGGUAGGAAACCACCUGUGUUCUCCCCGAUCAGUGCACAGUAAGUUCCUGGUGAAUGUGGGCUGUGACAGGGCCAAUGUGGACCUCUGACAAAGGAGAGGCCAGAGCUUUCUGGCUGGGGCAGGAAACACCAUCAUCGUGGGGCUAUUUCUUGAGAAGGAAGGAAACUGACACAUGACUAAGGAAAACACAAAUACCGUGUGUCCCUAGAGCAGAUUCCUAACUGCUCUCCAGACCCAUCUCUCUGUUCUGCUUCUGAUUGAGUCAAGUCUUGUGAUGGACAACCCAAAGCAGAAAAGUCUGUGAUACGGCAAAUGCCUUUCAAAGCCACUCCUUUGAUGCCUUCUU